AUGGAAGGAAGUGACCAGGGAAAUAAGCAGCAGAUGUGUGGUCCCUCCAGCCUGAAGACAGUGCACCAAGAGGAUCCAGGACCUCAGGAGGGAAUGACAAAUAUUGAUGAAUGCCUGUCCAGCCCGUGCUCUCAUCAUUGUGUUAACACUGAGGGAAGUUUCUACUGUACAUGCCCAGAAGGAUUUCACUUAUACGUGAACGACACCUGCACAGAAAACUUGCCUGAUUCAGCUCCAGUAAUGGAAUUCCUCAAGCAGCCUUUGCCAGCUGCGAUCUUUGCCACGCCCUGGAUACCACCAACAUCCUGCUGGUACAAUGACACCUUGCAACAGGACGGUGCCACCUGGACAGUGUCUGAAUGUGUUGAGUGUACUUGCCAGCUGGGAACAGUCUCGUGUACCACGUGCCCCUCGCUGCCUUGUAGCAAGACAGAGCUGGUGCCAGGGGUUUGCUGCCCAGUUUGCAAGUCCUGCCUUUACAAUGGGAGCAUCCAAUCUCAUAACAGUUCGUGGGUUUCACUGUCCCAGCCCUGUUUGACCUGCUCCUGUCAGGAAGGGGAGGUGUUUUGCCAACCUAUAGUCUGCAAAACUUCUUGUAGCCAUCAGGUUCAUGAGGAAGGACAAUGCUGUGGAACGUGUGAUAAGUGUCUCUAUGAAGGCCUGGUUGUGAACCAUGAAGAUGUUUUCUCUCCUUCCAGUGACAAUUGUACGCUAUGUGUCUGCAUUUCAGGGAAUGUGAAGUGCAUCACCCCUGAAUGCCCUCCUGUCACAUGUGAGAAACCCACCCUACUGGAUUGUUGUCCUAAUUGUCCAGCUGAGUGUAUUGACCAGGGUAUAGUAUAUCCCCAUGGCACAGAAUUCACUCGGCCAGGUGUCGACUGUGUCAACUGUGCAUGUUUGGAUCAUCCAAGACCCCAACCUAUAAUUGGGGAGGCUUUCAGUGUAGAAUUGAAUGCCAGCUUUCGUGCACAUAAAGAGGAGUAUGAUCCCUGCCAUUUUGGGAAGCAAAAUUGUGUUCCCAUGGUUUCCACAAUACAGCAGUGCUAUGCUGAAGUUCAUUAUUCAUUUAUUUACUAUCAGCAGUUGGAUGACUUGCAAAUGAUAAAGCUGACUGAUUUGUGUCCUCAGAAUGGUGAGGUGGAGUGUUCCUAUAGCCCCUGCCCAGUGUUGGACUGUGCCAGAGAAAAUUGGUUCCUUGAGCCAGGCCAAUGCUGCUUUAUCUGCCUUCAGGAUAAAACCAUCAAAGGAAACUUGGAGGAACUGACUCAAAAACUUAUUAGUAGAAAACACAGCAAGAAUUUCUCUCAUUCCGUUUUGUCUCGUUUAUCCCUGACAGGCUGUUUUGUAGAUGACAAUGGCAUUGAGUUCCCAGUUGGGCAGAUAUGGUCACCUGGCGAUCCUUGUGAAGUGUGUGUGUGUCAGGCUGGUCCACUGAUGACAAGUUUUGUUCUUAUGGUUGCUGUUAUGACACAGCAGUUGUCUGGCUCUGCUGCUUGCUCCCCAGUGGAGUGCAAAGUUCGCUGCACUUAUCCUUUCCACUCUGAAGGCGAGUGCUGCCCCCUUUGCAUUGACUGCAACUAUGAAGGGAGGAAGGUCACCAAUGGCCAGUCAUUUCAGCCUGAAAAUAGACCCUGCUACCACUGCAAAUGCCAACUAGGAGAAGUAAGCUGUGAAGUUCUGACGUGUGAGCCGCCUUCCUGUGAACACCCCUAUUCUGUGCCUGAUGAGUGCUGUUCAACUUGCUCAGUGUGUCUGUAUGAUGGCCAGAUUCUGGAAGAUGGAGGAUAUUAUAUCUCAGCUACUGACCCCUGUGUUGUCUGUCUCUGUAUGCAAGGCAAUGUGGAGUGUGACUGGAAAGGAGACAGCUGCACAGAAUUGGAGUGUGAAGAGCCUUUGCUUCAUGUCCCCGGCAGCUGCUGCCCCAUGUGCCCUGACCUACCACUGGCUUCACCUGCUACAGUGAGUUCAGCACUGUACCCCCCUAUCACAGACAACAUGAUCCCUGAGAAAUCAGCGCCUACACGAUUCUCCCGAAGCCCACGGAGAGCAACAGUUCAACCUCAUCCCUCUGAGCCAGAAGUCAGGUUAAUAUCCUUGUCUCCUUCAGCCAGGCCAGCAACCAAGAAGUACAGCCUGCAAAGGAUUUUACCCUCAAGUGUCAGGAGCAAGUUAGCGCAGGGCUUAAAUGCAUCACCUGAGGGACGAAGGAUUGCCAUAACAGAACAACCAGUGGCUGGACAUCCUGCAGAAAUGGUCAAUAACACAUACAGUACAUCCCAGGGGAACUCCGAACUACAAGCCGCGCUUCCUCCAUCAGCUACGGCCAAAGCUGCUCCUCUAGGCAUUGCCAAUAUUAAAGACAGGAUUAUCCAGGAAGACUUGAGCUGUGUUGAUAAAGAUGGAGUAGUGUUCAGUUAUGGAGAGAGUAUUCCGAGGGGAGAUCCCUGUACCAGGUGUCUGUGUAUGGACACAGUGAUAAGCUGCAGUUUCACCAGCUGCUUUACCCAGGGGGAAUGUACCAAUCUGGUGAAAGUGGAGGGCUGUAUAUUUAAUGGUGUGAACUACACCGAUGGAUCUCAGUUCAUUCCACACGAUAAGCGCUGUCUUCAGUGCCGCUGCUCGGAAGGGACAGUUGUGUGCAGGUCAUGGAAGGAGCAAUGUCCACCCCUGCCGUGCAGCUUAAUGCAGCAGGAGACCCCAAAGGGCCAGUGCUGCCCAGUGUGUGUUGAUUCACUCUGUGUGCACCAGGAUCAAAUACAUGAGGCUCAGUCCCAGUGGCUGGAUGGCUGUGAUCUCUGCCAUUGUAACAAUGGAACUGUGGAGUGUCAACCCAAACCUUGCUCUCCUCCCAUUUCCUGCCCGGCACAGUCCAUCUUGUCUCAGCCUGAUGGAGAAUGCUGCAAGAUCUGCAUGCCAAAAACGAAGCCAAAGGGCGCUUCCUGCACUCUGUUUGGAGAGUCGCACUAUGUGACCUUUGAUGGGCUUUUCUUUGACUUCAGUGGAACAUGUGCCUAUGUUUUAGCCCAGGACUGUGAAUCAAACCAUUUCAAUGUAGUUUACCAGAGUAAAUGGAAUGACAGUUCCACUGAGCCUGGAACAAAGGCCCUGAUUGUAGAGAUUGAAAAUAGAACCAUUGAACUUUCAGCUAGGAGUCGAGUUCGAGUUAACAACGCAGAAGUGGAACUUCCUUACUCUGAUGUAGCGGACAUGUCCAUUCAGCAUUCAGGACUCUAUGCAACUCUGAAGUUGCCGGAAGGUCUCAGUGUCACCUGGGAUGGGAAAAGUUUUGUAGAAAUCAAUGUUCCUGAAUCGUUGCAAUCAAGGAUGUGUGGACUGUGUGGCAAUUUUAAUGGAAACUCAUCAGAUGAUUUUGUGUUGCCGAGUGGAGAGGAGGCUUUGACCCCCAUUGGAUUUGGGAACAGCUGGCUCAUCGGGCUGAAUAAAGACAGCCUGUGCACAGCCAAAGAUAUUGAGGACCCAUGCAAUGGUACACUUCCUGACAACCAAUCAGCAAACAGCACUUGCAACAUUAUCAUGGGUCCCUUAUUCCAGGCAGCACAUGAGAGCAUCGACCCUCGGCCUUAUUACCAGGCAUGUCUGACUGACCUAUGCAGCUGUGUGGAACAGACAUGGUGCCUGUGCAGCUUACUGUCAGCCUAUGCUUUCCGUGCCCUGAGAAAUGGAAUCGUCUUAAACUGGAGAAAUGAAACACUGUGCGGUGUAACUUGCAACGGUGGCUCAAGUUAUAAUGAGUGCAGCUGCCCUCAGACCUGUUCUACCUACCUACACUCAGACACCCAGUGCUCUACUACCUCCUGUGUGCCCGGCUGCCAGUGCCCUGCAGGUCUCUUCAUGUAUCAGUCAAAUUGUUUGCCACCUUCACUGUGUCCAAUGGAAUCAGUCUACAGCCAGAGAAGGUCCUCCUCUCUUCCAACUUUGUGAUGGCACACAACAGUGGUCUGUUUAUACCCACUAUCUGAUUAACUUUACUCUGAAUCCUCAUGGUUUGGUGAUGGAAGGAUUGGUGAGCCUUCACUGAAUGAGUCUGGAUAGUACAGUUGGCCUAAGACUGGAGAACAUACACUGGAGGCUGGGUGACAACUUUUAAGGCCUGUGACUUUGUGAAGUACUUUAUGUUAGAUAUCAAAACUGUGAACUACUGAUCAACAGAUUAUUGAACAGAAUUUUAUUUAUUCAGAUGGUACAGCUCCCAUAUUAUUACCUCAUUAGAAUUGAGAACUACUCUGUACAGUACUGUAUAAAUCCUAUUAUUCCUUUAAUCAGAGUCUUUCUGUGGAACAUAAUAUUUGAGUUGUUACCUUUUCGUACAUGAAAUAAGAGACUGGAUUUACAUUAAAA
Molecule: messenger RNA, 4359 nt
Organism: Carcharodon carcharias (great white shark)
Lineage: Eukaryota; Metazoa; Chordata; Chondrichthyes; Lamniformes; Lamnidae
Product: kielin/chordin-like protein
Exons: 31
Coding region: 1-3942 (1313 amino acids)
Molecular function (GO): calcium ion binding; protein binding
Source: RefSeq, a predicted model, not a curated record